GGACGGCAGCCGGUUACUAUAAUAUCCCUCCAGCAUCAUGGCAGCGGCGGCGGAGUGUCCCGGCACUGAUGCGGCUUUCCCGGAGACCCGGGGCAGUUCGGCGACGGCAGGUGGCAGCGGGGUCCCGGGAGCUGCUGCCGGGGACAAACCCGUGUGUCUCAUCGUGCUCGGCAUGGCGGGCUCCGGGAAAACCACCUUCGUCCAGAGGCUGACGGCUCAUCUGCAUUCCCUCAAAGCUCCUCCAUAUGUCAUCAACCUGGACCCCGCCGUCCACGAGGUCCCUUUCCCUGCAAACAUCGACAUCAGGGACACAGUGAACUACAAGGAGGUGAUGAAGCAGUACGGCCUCGGACCCAACGGCGGCAUCGUGACAUCACUCAACCUGUUCGCCACCCGUUUUGAUCAGGUGAUGCAGUUCAUCGAGAAGAAGCGACAGAAUCACCGGUACGUCCUGAUUGACACUCCAGGUCAGAUCGAAGUCUUCACCUGGUCGGCGUCUGGAACCAUCAUCACCGAAGCUCUGGCGUCAUCCUUCCCCUGCGUGGUGAUCUACGUCAUGGACACGUCCCGCAGCGUCAACCCCGUCACCUUCAUGUCCAACAUGUUGUACGCCUGCAGUAUCCUCUACAAGACGAAGCUGCCCUUCAUCGUGGUCAUGAACAAGACCGACAUCAUUGACCACAGCUUUGCGGUGGAGUGGAUGCAGGACUUUGAGGCUUUCCAGGACGCUUUGAACCAGGAAACCUCGUACGUGAGCAACCUGACACGCUCCAUGAGCCUCGUGCUGGACGAGUUCUACACCAACCUGAGGGUGGUGGGCGUGUCUGCGGUGACAGGAAGUGGAUUAGACGAGCUGUUUGUGCAGGUGGAGGACGCGGCCAAGGAGUACGAGAGGGACUACCGACCCGAGUACGAACGACUCCGCAAACAGCUGACCGACGCUCAGAGCAAGAAGCAGCAGGAGCAGCUGGAGCGGCUCCGGAAGGACCUGGGAGCCGUCGACAUGAGGAACACGCCGUCCACAGCAGAUGAAGCCAACAUCGCCGGGCCCAGUGACCUCAUUAUGACACGCGGUAAUCCUGACGAGGAGGACGAGGAGGCGGUGGACAGCGACACAGACGACAUCGACCACACCGUGACGGAGGAGAGCAAGGAGACCGAAGCCUUCGGAAACUUCCUGAAGGAGAGGAUGGAAGUGGUUCAGGUCCGAAACAGGAAGUGUAUGAUACCCGAGGAUCCCUGACCUCAGAGGUUUCCCUCUGCAGGACACGGACUAUUACCUGGAGCGGAUCUUCCACUGCUGACGCACCUCGUCACAAGUUCAGACACGACGAAGCGAGGGCUGAACUUCCUGUAUGAUCAGGUGACCUGAUUGGCUGCUCCUUCCCAAAAAGAGAGAGAGAACUAUAUUUUUAUAUCUUCUGUUCCAUUACUGUUGGCUUUGUUUGUGAAAGUACUGAAAGGAUUUAUAACAUGUAAAAUAAAAUGAGCUCUGAUAUCAGGACUGGUUUUAAGCCUUUGACUCGACCUCGUGAUUCCAGAAGCUCCGUCUUUAUUCAGACGUCAGGAAACAAACAAACGUUUACGGAACAAUAACAGGUCACUGAGUGCUGAGUGAUCGAUAAUGAUGAAAACCAGGCGACACUUUCAGACACUUUCUACACUGGAGUCUGUAAACUUCUAAAGAAAGACGGCUAUAAAGCGUCCAGGUUCUUUGAAAUGUUCUCAGAGAACAUAGACGAUGUUCUUGUGAUGGUCAUAAAUGUCCAGCGAAAUAACGGAGAACUGCACUUCCUGAGACGGGCACCAUCAAGGGAGGACGUCCUGUCUAAACCGACCAGUCGGCACGCAUUAGCAGCAUGCUGGUGUUUAGUGGGCAAAAUGAGCUCUGUGAGAAACUAAAGGACGGACGAGUCAAACUAAAGAACGAUGUCGGCUGUUUGUCUUUAGAAAAUAAAUGAUGAGAUGACAUGUGGCUGCAGGAGCUGUGGUAGCCAUGCUGGUUCAGUGUGCUUUCA
Messenger RNA from Pelmatolapia mariae (spotted tilapia), 2018 nucleotides. RefSeq names its product GPN-loop GTPase 1 (gene gpn1). The record is from RefSeq and is a predicted model, not a curated record. The coding region runs from base 38 to 1243 and encodes 401 amino acids. The transcript has 13 exons. Gene Ontology annotation, molecular function: ATP hydrolysis activity; GTPase activity. NCBI's taxonomy places the organism in Eukaryota, Metazoa, Chordata, Actinopteri, Cichliformes, Cichlidae.